GAAAAACCUUCUGAGCUGUCUAUAAAUACCCUCAUUUUCUGACUGUCCGUCUCAGCCAUAUAUUUCGACGACAGCCAUUUUCAACAGCGCUUUCCUUCUCCCUUUCUCGUGAAACCCAAUAACACGACUAUUUCUCAUUCAAUCCCACUUUUUCCUCACAUUUUCUCCGCUCUUCUUCCUCUCAUUUCAAAUCUCAUCCCUAUAUUCUCUCCCCCCACAAAUCUCCAACUUUCCACCACCAAAAAUAGCAACUUCACACACACACACACACACACACAUAUAUGUGUAUAUAUAUAUAGAUACAUAUUUCAAAAAUUAAAAAAAAAAAAAGGAAAUUAAAGAAAAAUGGGAUCUUUCAAGAAAUCGUCGUUCAGGAAUACGGAUGAGAGCAGUGCGAAUGGCGAAGAGAGCAGUUUGAAUGGCGUCAACGGCGGCGAGGAGUACAUGGUGGAGGAUCUGCGGGAGAGAAUUAAGUCGUCUCGGGGGAGCCGGUUCACGCUGAUAGAGAACGAGUUGGGGCUGAUCGACUCGGCUCGCCGCCGGGUCAGCAGACAGACCGUCAUCGACGGCCUCAAAGAUCUCUCGCAAGGCUUGUUCAUUCACCCUGAUAACAGGUGGUACAGAGCAUGGGAGAAGUUCAUACUGAUAUGGGCAAUUUAUUCGUCAUUCUUUACUCCAAUGGAGUUUGGAUUCUUCAGGGGACUGCCCAAGAACCUGUUCUUUUUAGACAUUGCAGGUCAAGUGGCUUUCCUCCUGGACAUUAUCUUGCAAUUCUUUGUGACUUACAGAGAUAGCCAUUCCUACAAAAUGGUCUACAACCGUAACCUCAUCGCCCUCCGGUAUCUGAAGUCUCAUUUUUUACCUGACCUUCUAGGUUGCAUGCCAUGGGAUAUUAUCUAUAAGGCAGUUGGAGAGAAAGAAGAGGUGAGGUAUCUUCUGUGGAUCAGGUUGACUCGGGUUCGUAAAGUUACAGCCUUCUUCCAGAGGAUGGAAAAGGAUAUCAGGAUCAAUUAUCUCUUUACAAGGAUAGUAAAACUCAUUGCUGUUGAGCUCUACUGCACGCAUACAGCGGCUUGCAUUUUCUACUAUUUAGCUACUACUCUGCCUGAAGAGAAAGAAGGGUACACGUGGAUCGGGAGUUUGAAACUGGGGGACUAUAGUUAUGCGCACUUCAGAGAGAUUGAUAUUUGGAAACGAUACACGACUUCUAUGUACUUCGCUAUUGUCACCAUGGCUACUGUCGGUUAUGGAGAUAUACACGCAGUGAAUCUGAGGGAAAUGAUAUUCAUUAUGAUUUAUGUCUCUUUUGACAUGAUUCUUGGUGCAUAUCUGAUUGGUAACAUGACGGCACUGAUUGUGAAAGGGUCGAAAACAGAAAGAUACCGGGACAAAAUGACUGAUCUUAUAAAAUAUAUGAACAGAAACAGGCUGGGAAAGAAUCUUCGUAAUCAAAUAAAAGGGCACUUGCGUUUGCAAUACGAAAGCAGCUACACUGAUGCUUCCGUUCUCCAAGAUAUUCCAAUAUCCAUUCGUGCCAAGAUAUCUCAGACUUUGUAUAAGUCAUAUGUCGAGAACGUUCCUCUUUUCAAUGGUUGCUCCUCAGAAUUUAUCAAUCAAAUCGUGACUCGGGUGCACGAGGAAUUCUUUCUACCUGGAGAAGUAAUAAUGGAACAGGGAAACGUCGUAGAUCAACUCUACUUUGUUUGUCACGGUGUUCUGGAGGAGGUUGGCAUUGCGGCAGACGGAUCAGAAGAUACAGUGUCGCUUCUUGAGCCCAACAGCUUAUUCGGGGAGAUUUCAAUUCUUUGCAACAUUCCUCAGCCAUACACAGUUCGUGUUUGUGAACUAUGCAGACUCCUGCGGAUCGAUAAACAAUCUUUCUCCAACAUUCUAGAGAUAUAUUUUCACGAUGGCCGCAAAGUCUUGACUAACUUGUUGGAGGUGAUCACAGACUCUACUAUUUCAGAUAUUACAUUCCAUAUCGGGAAACAAGAGGCUGAGCUUGCUUUGAGAGUGAACAGUGCAGCUUAUUACGGGGACUUAUAUCAGCUGAAAAGCCUGAUCCGAUCUGGAGCUGAUCCCAACAAGAAGGAUUACGAUGGAAGAUCGGCCUUGCAUCUUGCUGCAUCAAGAGGAUACGAAGAUGUUACUCUUUUCCUUAUACAAGAAGGCGUGGACAUCAAUGCCGAAGAUAAUUUUGGCAACACGCCGUUACUUGAGGCCAUCAAGAGCGGACAUGACAGAGUUGCUUCAUUGCUUUCGAGAGAAGGGGCCUUACUGAAGAUUGAUAACCCUGGUGCUUACUUAUGCACAGUGGUCUCCAAAGGUGACACGGAUUUGCUCAGACGGGUGUUAGCCAAUGGAAUUGAUCCAAAUUCGAAAGACUAUGAUCAUCGAACCCCUCUUCAUUUAGCAGCAUCGCAAGGAUUAUAUUUGAUGGCGAAGUUGCUUGUAGAAGCUGGAGCCAGUGUCUUCUCAAAGGACAGAUGGGGAAAUACUCCACUGGAUGAAGGUAGAUUGUGCGGAAACAAAAAUAUGAUUAGACUUUUAGAAGAGGCAAAAAAGGCUCAAUUAUCCGAAUAUCCUGAAUGCUCUCAAGAGGUCACAGAUAGAAAACACACAAAGAAGUGCACCGUGUUUCCAUUCCAUCCAUGGGAUCCCAAAGAGGGUAGAAAACACGGCAUCGUAAUGUGGGUUCCUAACACCAUUGACGAGCUGAUAAAAGCAGCAUCGGACCAACUGGAAUCGCCAAACGGAUCCUGCAUUUUGUCAGAAGAUGGGGGUAAAAUUUUUGAUGUCGACAUGAUCACGGAUGGGCAGAGACUGUAUAUGAUCAACGAAACCGAUUGAGGUUUCGAGCUAGCUACGGAGAACUCUUCUUGUAGCUCAAUAUAGUUCCACUUCGUUGUAUCUGUGUGUCUUCAGCUGCACAAUUGGGAGGAACCCGAUUUUGUUAAUGUCACUUGUGCUAUGAUAGCUCAUAUCUACGAUUAAAAGCAAGAAAAGAACGUUUGCUAACAACUUA
Molecule: messenger RNA, 3025 nt
Organism: Sesamum indicum (sesame)
Lineage: Eukaryota; Viridiplantae; Streptophyta; Magnoliopsida; Lamiales; Pedaliaceae
Source: RefSeq, a predicted model, not a curated record